AUGCAUUCCCACCUGCACACUUCUUACAAUGUCAACUGCGAGGAGAUCAUGAAUGCUCUUGAUGAAUGUCAUGCCAAGGGAUUCCUGCACAAAGCCAUUGGAAGCUGCAAUGAUAUCAAGAUUGACGUGAACAAGUGUCUCUCGGCAGAGCGAUUCGAGCGCGCGAAGCGCAACCGAGACGAGGCGCGCAGUAACCGGCGGCGUGUUGAGGAGAUCUGGGCCAAGGAGCGUGAGCUCAGUCAAGGGCCUGCGGUGGCUGCCAAUACCGAUGCUGCAAAGCAAUAG
Penicillium paradoxum is the source of this 285-nucleotide messenger RNA. Its product is annotated as COX assembly mitochondrial protein. The transcript has 2 exons. Gene Ontology annotation, cellular component: mitochondrion. The record is from RefSeq and is a predicted model, not a curated record. Bases 1 to 285 code for a protein of 94 amino acids. Lineage: Eukaryota; Fungi; Ascomycota; Eurotiomycetes; Eurotiales; Aspergillaceae.